AUGGGGGUGAGCCAGUCGAAGGGUGGGGACGGCGGCGGAGUACGCUGGAAGCUGCGGCCGCUAGUGCCGCGCUCGUGGCCGGAGCUGGAACAACUGCAUCUGCGCUUCCAACAGGAGGUGCAUCGCCGCCGAUCCGACCUUGUGUUCCAGUAUUUUCUGCCGUUUCCCGUAUUCCAAGCCAUCGUGACGCCACUUUGUCCGGAUAAGGAUAUGUUGCAACUACUGGCCAUGUUCGAGGCGCUGGAUCAGAAAGGCACGAGGAAGCUGGCUGUCAUGGAUUUCUUUAGCGGGCUGGCACUCCUCGUUGAUGCCAAGAAGCCCCAAAAACUCGAGUUUGUACUUUCACUGCUAGACAAUGGAGGACUGAAGACUCUCAACAAGUGCGAGUUGACGAUAAUUGUGUCGUCAGCUUCGAGAGGGUUGAAAAUGUUCGCUCCUGGAGCUGAUGUGCUGCAGGAGGCCACAAUGAGACCGCUAAUUCGACGUCUUUUUGGUGACAAUGAUGAGGUCUUACGGCAAACUGUCGUUAAUAAAGCUCUCGCAGAUCCAGAGAUUCUAUUCUUCAUGAGUGAUCUAGAGGCGGGUGUAGCAACAUCUUCUGGUGAACUAUUAGUCCAGCAGGGUAAGCUUAUGAAGCACAUGGCCUACCUGGACUAUCAAGCUGCACGAGUGACGACGUCAGACGAGAGGAUAAGACCAACGGCGGUAGUUGAUCGAGGCAGUGGGCCUAGCAAAGUCACUGACGGCCAGCGAGCACUAACGGCCCUACCAGCUUCCACAGCCGAAAGUUUCGCUCGAAGACUUCAGAGUAUAGUGUGUCCACCUCCCCCAAUGGGGUCAAACCAGUCGAUAUGCGUGCUCCCUGCUGUUGAGAUGAAAAAGUGUGUCGAUACUCGCACCCUGCAGCGGCUGGUCAAGGUUGCAUCGGACGGUGGUCUGUCGCUCUCACGGACAGAGGCGACAGUACUUGUUAGAGAUAUGAUGGUGGACCAGUUCGGACUUGUGCGAUGUGGAGACAUCCUUCGCGUCAUGACAGGAUGGGUACAAAAUCGACAACGCGAGAAACCAGAGGCGCUUUGGGAGAUUGUGAGCGAUUUUGUCAUCGAGGGCGUGGCAAGCCUGGAAGAGCGCAUGGAUGCUUUACUGGCUGCUUUGGAUAAAAGAACCGUGAAAGCGGUGGUAACUACUGGCCGUCGACGGACAGUUGUAGCUAAGGAUCGCCUCCUUGAGAGCUUACCGAACGUCAACCUAAAGUCUGAUGUUGAUGAUGGGGAACUCCAGUGGAAUGUUAACAUUCAUAUUGGUGAGAACGCGACGCCAGUGCAAGCACCGACUAGUUCUCCGAUUUUAAAACGCGUCGGGGCUUCUGUUGGAAAUAAUAUCAGGUUCCGACUGGGAAUUUAUCCACCGAAUAGCGAUGCAGAAGUCAAAACCAACAGAACCAAACGUGAGAAGGAUGGGCGAUUCGAUUAUGACAGUGAUGACAGCCAGCCUGAGGAUCCGGACAUCGAUGCUAUGCGCCUGGUCGUAAAUUUCUUAUUGAAUCCGGAGAUCACUGAUGAGGAAGGAAUUGAUUUGGCGUCCUCGGUGGAGAAGGCAAUGCAGCAAGACCGCGUGUGGUCAUCAUUUGAAUCGCUUUGGACAAACAUCUCAGUUACGGUGCAGUCAGCGAUACGUGGUGGAGGAGGGGUUCAGCCUGUUGUCGGCGCGUAUCUACGCGUCUGUAUCGACUUCCGCGAGGAUUUCAUUUUUAAUCUCGAGGAGUGCACGGGUUUAUCGUUUGCUGCUGGAAUUCAUAGUUUUUUUGUACUGGGCGAGUUAGAUCAAUCGCUUUCGGAUGUUUUGGAUCGUUCACAGGAAAUGGCAGUACUGCUGUUAAGUCUGGGAAAAAGUCAACACCGUGAACGCGUGAUGAGGAUGAUUUUUGAUGCUUUCGACGCUGACCACAAUGGUGGAUGGAGCUUUCAGGAGUUUAACGCUUUCCAACAGGCACUUGGUAAAGAAGCUUUGCUUGAAGCGACACUAGCCGAGUUGUUCGGCGGGACCUCAACAAUAUCCUUUGAAAAAUUCAUGGCAACGUACGAAAAUUAUCCAGCGGCAAGACUAUUCGAGAUGAUCCGUCGACUUGGACUUGGAUCACUUGGUGACCUAGUUAAAGGCUCCGUCUCGAUAACGUCGACGCUGAAUGAACCGUGUGUAAAGGCCUUGGGUGCUUUACUGAACCCCCUCCGCUGGGCUGAUGCUGGGUGGAAAAACCUGCUUCUUUUUACUAGGAGCACGAAGGAUUUAAGCCUCGAACUCCGUUUUACGAAGCUUAGCGAAUUGGUGCACAAGUUCCUCGACCAUGAUACGGCAGGCUUCGUGACGGAUCCGAUGUUUGUGGCCUCGUGGAUAGAACGAUUUAACGAGUUUGUGCAACCUCCACACGCUGAGCACUCUAAGGAUCGACCAUGUCGUAGCAUUUUUUGCUCGUUAGAGCAUGAAGUGAACAAAACGGAGCAGCAGUUGGAGUUUGAUGACCAAAGCAAAAGGCUACCACGGGGCACCUCUGCUCGACGCGCUGAAACUAUGAUUCCGUUUCUCGAAAUGGCAAGACUUGUUAAAGCACAUGUCCGAGGACCAGAGCUACUUGAACUUUGCAGCAAGAGCAUUCGCAUUGUGUUGGAGCUGGACAACUUCUUCGUUGCACCUCCAACCAACGCUAACCUAGACGUCCGUUAG
This is a messenger RNA of Phytophthora nicotianae INRA-310, 2721 nucleotides long. RefSeq lists its product as hypothetical. The record is from RefSeq and is a predicted model, not a curated record. Gene Ontology annotation, molecular function: calcium ion binding. NCBI's taxonomy places the organism in Eukaryota, Oomycota, Peronosporomycetes, Peronosporales, Peronosporaceae. Bases 1 to 2721 code for a protein of 906 amino acids. The transcript is spliced from 10 exons.